AUGACAACAAAUCAAUCGAGCUAUGGAACCAUUCCAAAGAAUGAAAAUGGCGAAACGGAAUCGUUGAUCGAAGACCAGAACAAAUCCAACAAACUAGCUUUGCAUUGCAAUCGGCGUGUUCUGGUGUUUGUCAUUAUGGCAGCAAUCGUUCUUGCGUACCCAAUCCACAAAAUGGCAAACAAGUCGAUCAUCGGCACAAACAAACUCGGAUGGAUACCCACGGAUGACCUAGGAGUGCAUAUCGUCAGCCGAAAACCGGAUGCUUUGCCAAGUUCGAUUUGGGGAAGGAAACGACAAGAGGGUCCAUUGCCGACGAACAGCUGGUACUUGAAUCUAGUGUCCCAUCGCGCCGAAUUCCAACCCGACGAAUCCACCAAAGUGUACACGGUUCCUUACAUUAUUGACAUGGCGCCUGCAGGUGACGUGACAGGUAUCAAUGUGCACUGGCCCAUUACUCAAACUAGUACAAACAAUGUACAGAUGGUGCACGAUGCCAAGAAUGGCGUGAAAUUAGGUGCACUGGGCCUCAAUGCUUCCUACCAAGUCGACCAGGAGGAAAACUUGAGUGCUCUUGGGGUAACCCUCCGUUGGGACGGCGGUGACGACGACGAUGAUGAAAAAGACGCAUACAUGAAGACUCAUCUCGUCAGAGGAAUGCCUUAUGCUACCAUGAUAUACUCGGGAGGCAUUCUUCCCUCUCUAUUUUCCUUCAACGGCCCUGCUUCUAAUCCUGUCAUUGACGGCGACAAUUCGACGAAACUCGUUUGCGGGCAGUACGAGAAUCAGACCAUUUCGAAUGCGACAUCGGCCACUGUGCAAGAAAAGAUUCAACUGCAUUUCAUCAAUUCAGACUUUACAUGGACGGUAUUUUUCAGCCAACCCGUCGAGGUGGAGUGCGGAAUCACAUCCGGGGAUGAAAAACUGGCCCAGUUUCAACUCAACGUCAAGAGCUAUUCCAAGGAGGAUGAACCGCUGAUGGUCCGCAUGGCCCUAAUGGAUUUUUGCACAACCGGACAGGCGAAUAUCAAACAGCACUGUGCGGAGAGGAAAUCACUUCUUGGUGGUUAUGCCACAUUGAUCGAGGAAAGUUGCGCAGUAUUCCCCACAAGCCCAGCAGUUCACAUUGAGUAUCCAUCGUCCGAGUCGGAAAACAAGACAUCUCAUUUGAAAUUCGAUUGGAAACCUGAUUCAGUUGAUGACGACUCGGACGAGGAUGACCUGAUCAUGUUCGCCAUGCCAAAUCACCAAGAAAAAAUGGUGGAAGGUGAAAUCACAAACCACUGUGUGAAUACAUUCCACGGCAAGACCUGUCUGGUGAAAGGUUCCAAAUGGUCCAUGGCGGAAGAUUUGAGUCAGACGCAAUCCUUUGUAGCCCGUCGACCACCCAUCGCUAGUGCUAUGGAGGCACUCGCCGUGGCCGUCUCCAAAGAUUUGGAACACGAGUUGUCGGAUAACCUGCAUCGUGGAGCAGCCGACACUUACUUUUCUGGCAAAAUGCUUUCUACGGUCGCUCGAACCAUUGUCAUUGCAUCGGAACUGAGAGAUCUUGCGGGAGGAAAUGAUGCUCUACUAGAGUUAAAGUACGACGUGGAUGAUGAAUAUUUGGCAAGCUCAAUGGCUGCUGCUUCAAAUCUAAAAAAUUUGCCAUCACAAAGGAAGAUCGAUAACGCCUUGAAGGACCUAAAGAAAUGCGUCCAAGUUUGGUUGGACGAACCCGAAGCUCCUUAUGUAUACGAUGAAAGCUGGGGUGGCCUCGUGAACUGUGGCUGUAACUAUACGUCAACGGGCCCACAUGGACAUUGCUCGAAUACCUAUCCAGAUUGUCCUGCAUUGGAAGAUGUCAAUGUUGACUUUGGAAAUGGCUACUACAAUGAUCACCACUUCCAUUAUGGAUAUCAUGUCUACGCCGCAGCUGUCGUUGCAAAGUAUGAUCCAGAAUGGGCUCUGAUGUACUUUGACAAGGUUCUACUGUACAUUCGUGACUAUGCCAAUCCUUGGACGAACGAUGAAUUCUUUACACCCUUCCGUCAAAAGGAUUGGUGGAUGGGAUCGUCUUGGGCCAGUGGCAUUGUUUCUGCAGAGAAUUCGCCUCAUGGUCGAAAUCAAGAAUCAUCCUCGGAAGCCAUUGCCGCCUACGAGAGUAUGGCUCUAUUUGGACAUGUCAUGACUGACAUUAUGAAAGUGAAGGACCCAGGUCGUUUGAAAAAGGCACAAUUGGUGCGUGAUGCCGGUGAGCUGUUAACAAAAACCGAGAUUGAUGCCACCAAUCGAUACUGGCAUGUAUGGUCCAGCAAGACACACAAGAAUACGUACCCAAAAGGGUACUCACAACCCGUGGUGGGUAUGCUCUAUGAGACCAUGGCCAGUUUCCAAACUUGGUUCUCCCCCCUCCCUCUGGUAUCGUAUGGUAUCCAACUAAUUCCCUUUACGCCAGUUGGAGAGUUUCGAGACGAUCCCGAGUGGGCAUCCAUUCUGUACCCAAUCUACGUAGAAAGCUGUACUGAAGCAGGUGACUUUUGUACGGAGAAUGGAUGGGAUAUUGUACAAGCAGGGCUUUGUGCUACUGCUGGAAACAUGGAUGAAGCUCUAGAGAAGGUCCUGUCACUUUCGGAAGAAUCGUUUGUUUCGGAUGGUGGCAACGGUAACUCUCGUGGUAAUACGAUCUGGUACAUUGCAACUCGGCCUUAUGCUGCUGAACAAGAUAAUAGGAGGUAA
Molecule: messenger RNA, 2715 nt
Organism: Cylindrotheca closterium
Lineage: Eukaryota; Bacillariophyta; Bacillariophyceae; Bacillariales; Bacillariaceae
Source: the annotation of a GenBank genome assembly